AUGAUAAGAACCUAUGGAGAGGCAUUCUGGGCUAAAGUUUUAGAACGCUCUGGAUUUGAAGCAGGUAAAGAGAACAUCAUCAAUCACUACUACUCUGAUCAGGACACAUACACAUUAGUAGAUGCAGUCAGUGUCAUAUUGAAAGUCACAAGAGAGCAAGUAUGGGAGAUGUAUGGGUGUUUCUUGAUUCAAUACACUAUGGAGACAGGAUGGGAUGACUUGAUCAGGUCCAUGAGUCCAAACCUAAAAGGAUUUCUGGACAACCUUGACUCUCUUCAUUAUUUCAUUGACCAUGUGGUGUACAAGGCUAAUCUUCGUGGACCAUCAUUCAGAUGUGAAGACAACCCGGAUGGAACUAUUACUCUGCAUUACUACACAGGGCGUCCUGGUUUGUACCCAAUCGUGAAAGGAGUACUCCGUGAAGCGGCAAAACGUGUCUUUAAGCUGGAUGUCUCUAUGUCUAUUACAGGAAGAACUCAAAGAAGUGUGCAGAUGGCAACAGGCGAGAGAAUCGAGGAACAUGUUAUUUUUCUUAUCAAGACUCAAAACACUGACCAAUCUAACGAAGACGCUCUGGGAACCGCUGUGGUCCAACACAGCAACAACUACAAAAUUCGUCUCACCCAUAUGGAUUUUGUCUCGACUUUUCCUUAUCACAUGGUUGUUGACCAGGACUGCAAGAUUGUUCAAGUCGGAAAAGAGCUAUAUAAUCAUAUCCCAAAAGACUUGCUUGCUGUAGGAACCCCAUUGAUGCGAAUUUUUGAAGUCACUCGUCCACAGAUCCCGUUGGAUUUUGACAGUAUUUGUAAUUUCAUUAAUGCUGUGUUUGUUCUUCAGGUCAAAACUACCCCGAUGGAGUUCCAAAAGAAUGCUACCAAACGAGCCGGGCAAGCCAGUGACAACUAUGAUAACAACGUGGAUGAUAACAAUCAAACAGUUGCAACUCUUACUCAAAGCCAGCACUUGAAACUAAAAGGUCAAAUGAUGCUCAUGACUUCCGGAGGUCAUAUAAUGUAUCUUUGCUCUCCAUAUGUUACUUCCAUCCCGGAGUUGCUGCAAUAUGGACUUCGUCUCACCGCUAUGCCACUACACGAUGCAACUCGUGAUUUGAUUCUGUUGAAUCAGCAGAGACUUUCAGAUGUUGAAAUGAAUCUACAACUAGAGGCUAACAACGAGCAACUUGAGAAUAUGGCAAAAGAUUUAGAGAUAGAGAAAGGGAAAACUGACGCUCUGCUCAAGGAAAUGUUACCACCCUCGGUCGCCCAGCAGUUGAAACAGGGUCUUAGUGUCGAUGCCAGAGAAUACGAAGAGGCCACUGUUAUGUUCACCGAUGUUCCAACUUUCCAACAGAUUGUCCCACUCUGCCAACCAAAGGAUAUUGUGCACUUGCUCAACGAGCUCUUUACUAAGUUUGAUCGUUUGAUUGGUAUCCAGAGAGCAUACAAAGUGGAAACAGUUGGUGACAGUUAUAUGUCUGUCGGUGGGAUCCCUGACAACACGGAAGAUCACUGCGAAGUGAUCUGUCAUUUGGCUCUCGGAAUGGUUAUGGAAGCUCGCACUGUCUGUGACCCCAUCACAAAUACCCCAUUGCAUAUUCGUGCUGGAAUUCAUUCAGGGCCAGUAGUGGCAGGCGUUGUUGGCGCAAAAAUGCCGAGAUACUGCUUGUUCGGUGAUACUGUGAAUACUGCUUCCCGAAUGGAGAGUCAUAGUCCAAUUGGACGAAUUCAUUGUUCUGAAAAUGCAAAGAAAUGCGCUGAGAGUACCGGAAGGUUUGAGUUUGAGCCACGUGGAAAAGUACAAAUCAAAGGAAAGGGAGAGAUGAAUACCUAUUUCUUGUUGCGCAGCUUCAAAAGAUCAAUUUGGGAGAUCAUCGACCGCAGAAGAGAUGAGAAUUGCAACAGUAUUGACGGAUACAAUGAAUUGCGUGAUGGCUACGUUGACGAUGUCAUUAAUAAGAUCACUCAGAAGAAUUCGAAAACUUGCUCGAUUUCUUAA
This is a messenger RNA of Caenorhabditis remanei, 1995 nucleotides long. RefSeq lists its product as uncharacterized. NCBI's taxonomy places the organism in Eukaryota, Metazoa, Nematoda, Chromadorea, Rhabditida, Rhabditidae. The transcript is spliced from 13 exons. Gene Ontology annotation, cellular component: guanylate cyclase complex, soluble. The coding region runs from base 1 to 1995 and encodes 664 amino acids. Gene Ontology annotation, biological process: cGMP biosynthetic process; response to oxygen levels. Gene Ontology annotation, molecular function: heme binding; guanylate cyclase activity. The record is from RefSeq and is a predicted model, not a curated record.